AUGAUAGUACCUGACCGAACUCUUUUGUCUGUAGCUGCGGAUGAGAAAGACAAAGUUUACGAGUACGAGGGUUCUGACGCCGAAGACGAGGAAUCUGGUGGCCCACCCCCGCCUCCCCCACCACAAGGGGCUCCCAAAAGUGAUCCCUUCGCGCCUCCCUUCGCCAACGCAGCCGCUGCCGCCGCUGUUGCCCAACACCGCGCUACUUAUAUCCAUCAGCAGCAACAGCAACAGCAGCAAUUGGCGGCUGCACAACAACGGGGUGGUCGGCCUGUUCAGCCCCCUCGACAAACUCCCACCUUCCUGCCUGCUCAACAACCGGGGGCUCGUGCACCACCUCAACAGCUCGUCCAACGAGUUGGCAUGUAUCGACCUCCACCUGCGGUUCAACAGGCCCAGCAGCAUAGACCCUCCUCGCAAGUGUUCAAUGGGGCUGGGUUGGAUGCUGCGGCAGGACCGAGGGGAUCAGUAAUUGAAGUGACUGGCGAACCCAGUACUGCAGUGGCUGCUGAGGAGCAUACUCUGCGUCAAAAGUUUGCCAGAUUCCAGUUCUCUAAGCCUUCUCUUCCUUGUCGAUUCGUCAUCUCGAUAAAAAUGACUGGACGCUUGGACAAGUGGAAUGGUGAUUCAGUGUACUUGGGCUUUGCACAUUUUUCUUUCCACAUCUGUUUUCUGCGUUGUGGCUGUGAUUUCAAUGCGCCCUGGUCCAAGUGCGGCGACGUGCUUCUCUUUUUGGAGAGCUCGGGUGCAGUCCACCAGGUGACAUCUCCACCUCAGGCCUCCGCCUCUCAACAGCACUACUAUCCCCAACAACAGCACUCCGCCUAUCAACCAUCUCAGCAGUCAUCUACUCCCAACUCCGCCACCUCCUCACAAUUCUCCCGCGGUCCCAAAUUGGGUGUCACUGCGAAGCAACACCAAUCCACCUCCGCAAAUUCUGGAGACUCCAUUGGAGAUGAGCCUGCCCAUCACUUCCCUAUGCAGCAACAGCAUCGCGCUGCCAAGCAAUUCUUCCUUGGGGGCAAUGGAAAUGGUGCCAACAGUAAUGGAGCAUCUGUUGAAGCAGGAGGGGGGCCAGCAGCCUUGAGACAUCAGAAUAUCAUAACCCCUAAAUUCCCACCUGCAAGGAGUGGGGUUGCGGAAUCAAGAGUGAGUUGGUUUGUACACGUUUGGUCUUUAUUUUUGAAGAAACUAAUAAUAAUGGAGUUACUGACAUGCCAGUCCCUCGCCACUACCACCCUAUUUUGGAGUCCAUCACGCUAUCGUCAUAAUGAGAUCAAGUGUCACCCACCGAUUGGUCUGCUUUGA
Messenger RNA from Rodentolepis nana, 1308 nucleotides. The record is from the annotation of a GenBank genome assembly. Lineage: Eukaryota; Metazoa; Platyhelminthes; Cestoda; Cyclophyllidea; Hymenolepididae.